Messenger RNA from Platichthys flesus (European flounder), 4713 nucleotides. It is a transcript of the gene znf319b, whose product is annotated as zinc finger protein 319b. NCBI's taxonomy places the organism in Eukaryota, Metazoa, Chordata, Actinopteri, Pleuronectiformes, Pleuronectidae. The record is from RefSeq and is a predicted model, not a curated record. The transcript is spliced from 3 exons. Bases 471 to 2324 code for a protein of 617 amino acids.
AGCCGAUAGCCGAUAGCUAGCUUAGCUGCUUGCAUCAACAUGCCUGUGUCCUCUUCUCCAGCGGCUGUGAUGCCGUAGUUGUCCCGUAAAUGUGUUCGUGAGCCGGCGGUGUUUUCUGGGUGAUUCGGUGAAUCUCGGGAGGAUUUUUCUUCCAUUUCAUUGACCCACAAAAUCACAUUUUUCCACAAAAGAGCUCCGGGGGACCGUUUGCGGAUGUGAAGCGGGCAGCUAACGAUAUCUGGGGGGAGAAGCUAACGAGCGAAAGCGGCAUUUUCCCCGGGUCCCUGUGGAUGCUUCACCGGACACAAAGAUAACACGUGGAGGCCUGAAGGAAGAGAAACCAUGGGGACCUCCUCAGAUCUCUGAUCCCAGGUCUGAUCCCCUCACAGCUGUUCUCCUCUGCCCAGUCCGCUCCUCAUCACGUUGUCCGUCCCAGGACCUUUUCCAUUUGUCCGCUGCCACUGUCUGAGAUGGAUUGGGCCACACCAGCUGCCAAGUUAAAUCCCUACAACAGAGCCCGCAUGUCGGAGGCCUGGCCGCAGCACGCCGUGGCUCCUCCUCCUGUCGUCCACACCCUCCCUCCAGGAGCUGAGAGCGCGCUGGGCUGUGCCGUGUACGGUAUCGUGCUGCAGCCGGAUGCUACGUCGCUACAGCAGCAGACCCAGCAUGGGCAGCACAGCCAGCACAGCCAGCAGCACAGCGGAGGCCCGCAUGGAAGCGGGGCGCACAGUCAGCCGCAGCACGCCGCCCAACAGACCCCCCUGCAAGUAGCUGCAGAGGGAGGACACAAGUGUGCGGCCUGUGGACAUGAUAUCUCCCACCUGGCGAACCCACAUGAGCACCAGUGCAUGGUGAGUCAGGACCGGUCGUUCCAGUGCACCCAGUGCAUGAAGAUCUUCCACCAGGCGACCGACUUGCUCGAGCAUCAGUGUGUUCAGGUGGAGCAGAAGCCGUUUGUGUGUGGGGUGUGUAAGAUGGGAUUCUCUCUACUCACGUCGCUCGCUCAGCACCACACGUCACACAACAGCACCAACCCGAUGAAGUGUUCAAUAUGUGAGAAAACCUACCGGCCCGGUUCUGGCAAUGCCACGCCAACCUCCAACAACCCCCAGCAGCCCAGCAGUGAUGGGGCAUCAGCCAGCAGCAGCACGUCUAUUCUUCCCUUUCCCUCGGCCCGAGACCGACCGUACAAAUGCCCUGUUUGCCAGAAGGGCUUCAAACACAUGUCAGAACUCACACGGCACGAGAGGGUGCACACGGGAGAGAGGCCCUUCAAAUGUGACACCUGUGACAAGGCCUUCAGCCAGUCGUCGCAUCUCCAGCACCAUCAGCGAACACACAGCAACGAUCGCCCAUUCAAGUGUGCCGUCUGUGAAAAGAGUUUCAAACACCGGUCCCAUCUCGUGCGCCACAUGUACGUGCACUCAGGCGAGCACUUGUUCAAAUGCAACUUGUGUGAGCUGCAUUUCAAAGAGUCGUCGGAGCUCCUCCACCACCCCUGCCACCCGCAGGGUUCACGCCCGUUUCGCUGUGCCACGUGUGGCAAAGGCUUCAAGCGACCAUCUGACCUGCGCCAACACGAGCGCACCCACUCUGAGGAGCGUCCUUUCCACUGUGAGGAGUGUCAGAUGAGCUUCAAACAGCAGUACGCACUCGUGCGCCACAGACGCACACACAAGGACCCGACUGACCGGCCGUUCAAAUGCAACCUGUGUGACAAAGGUUUCCUGCAGCCCUCUCACCUCCUCUACCACCAGCACGUUCACGGCAUGGACAACCUUUUCAAGUGCGCCUCGUGCCAGAAGGAGUUCAGCCAGUCAGGAGAGCUGCUCCGACACAAAUGUGGCGAGUCGGCCAACAACUCACCAGACAAGCCGUAUAAGUGUGACGUCUGUGGCAAGGGCUACAAGAAGAGUUCCACGCUGCAGCGUCAUCAAAACUCUCACUGCCAAGAGAAGCCCCUCAAGUGCUCGCUGUGUGACCGCCGCUUCCUGUCCUCUUCCGAUUUCGUCCAGCACCGCUGCGACCCGUCACGGGAAAAGCCGCUCAAGUGCCCGGAAUGUGAGAAACGCUUCAAAUACUCAUCGGACCUGAACCGACACCGGCGAAUACAUACGGGGGAGAAACCGUACAAAUGUGACCACUGCAAUAAGGGCUUCAAACAGCGCGAGCACCUGAUCAAACACCAGAGCACGCACUCCAGAGAGGGGCAGUUCAAGUGUGUCUGGUGUGGAGAGCGUUACAGUGACUUGGGUUCUUUGCAGGAUCACACGGUGCAGCACACGGCUGAAGGAGGCGGUUAUCCUGUGCCCCAGUUAUUAUAAAUCCCCGGAGACCGUUUCCCUCUGAACCGUUUCCUCAACUCCCUCUGGUCUAAAACCUUCAGGCUUUUUAUUCAGCCUAACAUUCAUGAAUCUAUCAGGACAGCUUAGGCGACUUCUAUUGCAUCCAUUCCCGCCAGCUCCACAUCAGAGCUUUGUUGCUCUACUAACCUGCCCCGGGCCCGGCAGUACUCCAGCGCUGUCAUUCCAGAAAGACACGAGGAGCACUUCUUCUUCUUCUCCUUUUUGUUUCUAUAUCCUCCUCUUUUCAACCCCACACAGUUGAUAGCAGCGAGAAAGCCACAACCACUGUAGUCCUGUCCUUCCGUUGUGGACUGAAACAGGUGCCAAAAAAUGUCCUCCAAACAAUAGUCUGUCAAUUUAUUGAAAUGAAUCAAUAGAGAUGCGUCUCCACAUAAACUGAUCAGGCCAGAAAUGACGUUAAAUGCCUGAGUAUUUAUCCUCUUUCCCUCUCCUCGGUUUCCCUCCUGUUCUUUUGCUUCCAGUCUGUCGCUGUUUAGUAUCAAAAUGACUUGACUGCUGUUCGCCUGGUGAAGAAUGACUGAGACUAGUAUUUGGUUUUCAUCUCCCACAGUAAAACAACGACAGUAACUCGUUUGGUCCUGACGUAGCACCCGGCUUCAACGUGACCCCAGUCUAUUUUAACCUUAUUAUUUAUCAAGAGUGGUGUCAUCAACAAAUGUGAAGGAAAACAGUUUGGACUUAGUUAGUGGAGUUAUUGUCCUGUGGUGAAGUAAUUCUAAUGGUAAAAUGUCUGUGAGUGAAUGUGUUGGCCACGAUCUUUCUUUUGGUCAUUUGUGCUUCAACCAAAACACCAGCACCUGGUCCCAGUGCUGUUUGUGAACCAACCUACUCCUAGUUAAUCUGAAAAUAACAAUGAGUAGUUAAACCCCAUAAUGGUUGAUACCAAGCUCACGCUCCACUAGAGACGUUUAUAUAUAGAAAUAUAUAUUUCAAGCUAAUAUGCUCAUCAUAUUUCUGCAGAGGUCAGUGCUGUCAGACUAAUGUGAACUGAAAGUGUCCACACAUGAACUUUACACUUCCUCUCUCAGCCUGUACAUACGUGGACGUGUGGGUGUGUAGCCAGACGAGUUGGAAAAGUUAAAAAACUUUGUCUUUCUUAAAAAGUGUAUUGAUCUGUUUUUGUAUUCUUGCUACUUUUUACCAUGUGAAAUGUUUUUGACAAAUGCUCUCUUGUUGUUUUUGUAGUCCAUGUGGUGAUUGUAUCGGUAUGUUGCUGCAGGGAAUCUCAAAGAGCCCCGCUUGUGUGUGUGUGAGUGUGAAUUUAAAUAGUAUUCCAUCAAACAGGGGAAUUCGGAUUGAAAAUAACUGUUUUAGAAAUGUUUCAGCAGACCUUCGCCUUUGUCUUUGUUUAAGUUUAUUAACCGUACUGGUUGGUCAAAGAGCCUUUUGCGCAGGAUGAAGUUUCAUCUUGUGUUAAAUGUUUUCCAUUGUUCUGCAAAGGAAUAUUAACGAUGUAUUUCUUUCCUGUUACAUGUUGCGUUGAGCUCGACAUUGUGUCUUUAAAGCUUCAGUGUGUGGAAUUUGAGUGACAUCUAGUGGUGAAGUGUCAUAUUGCGGCUGAAUACCCUUCACCUCAUCCUCCUCUUCCAAACAUCAGAGAGAACCUUUGGUAGCUUCUGUUGUCAUAAAAACUCAAAAGCUGAUUUUGUCCCUUCUGGGCUACUGUAAAAAACAAGGUGGCCUCGGUAGCGAGGAUCCGCUCCUGAUGUGAAUAUAAAGUAUUUAAAUUUAAAAGACCCAUUAUAGGGCUAUGGAAACAACAGUUAGUACAAUUUGGAUGAAACACACUAAGAUUAUUUUAUACUUAAUUUCUUCUAAUAGAUCCCUUUCACCUAAAUCUUACACACUGAACCUCUGAGGGUGGAUUUGUCCCGGAGUGAACGAUGCCUUCCUCUUCUUUGAAUGCUACGAGAUUCUCCAGAAGCCUGGAGAUCCAGUUUGUUUACAUGUUGGCAGCGUUCACCAUGGUUCCUUCACUCUGGAUGUCUGGGGUGCUGUCCCCCCCUCCCCCCCUCGCCUUCCUUUCUUGUUCAUGGUUGAUUCUUGGCUCGAGUGCAGUAUUGAAAUGUAUUUGAUACAAACUGAGGAGGCCACAGAGGCUGAAUUGACAUUGUUUUUUAUUCUGGCUUUUAUCAUUUGGAUGUUUUAGCGUUAGCCUAACAGAGGCACCUCGGCCUCCUGUUCUGCUUCCUGCCUCUGUCCAUCGUCACGGUCUUCAUACGAGGUCAAGUGGUUGCUCCUGUCAACCAUCGUGUUUUUAUUUUAUGGAUCUGGCAUUAUAAGACUGAGGGCAACUUUGACUUAAAGUAAAAAAAAGAAAAUAAAUUACUGUAUGUUUUUAAUGGUU